This is a messenger RNA of Apaloderma vittatum (bar-tailed trogon), 1287 nucleotides long. RefSeq names its product proteasome (prosome, macropain) 26S subunit, non-ATPase, 14 (gene PSMD14). Gene Ontology annotation, molecular function: protein binding; proteasome binding; metallopeptidase activity. Lineage: Eukaryota; Metazoa; Chordata; Aves; Trogoniformes; Trogonidae. The record is from RefSeq and is a predicted model, not a curated record. The transcript has 10 exons. The annotation marks the transcript as partial. Gene Ontology annotation, cellular component: proteasome regulatory particle, lid subcomplex. Gene Ontology annotation, biological process: protein deubiquitination; proteasome-mediated ubiquitin-dependent protein catabolic process.
GGGACAGAGAUCUGCUGAAUGACUUGGCUGCAGGAGGGGUGUCGGUGCGAUCUGCCGUCUUACCAGGCGUUGGAGAGGGGCCACCAACAGACGCUCCUGCGGUUGAUACAGCGGAACAGGUUUAUAUCUCGUCCCUUGCGCUGCUGAAAAUGUUGAAGCAUGGUCGUGCUGGUGUCCCUAUGGAAGUUAUGGGUCUGAUGCUCGGGGAAUUCGUUGAUGAUUACACUGUGAGAGUGAUUGAUGUUUUUGCAAUGCCACAGUCGGGAACGGGUGUCAGUGUGGAGGCAGUUGAUCCUGUAUUUCAAGCAAAAAUGUUGGAUAUGCUGAAACAGACGGGAAGACCUGAGAUGGUAGUUGGUUGGUAUCAUAGUCACCCUGGCUUUGGCUGCUGGUUGUCUGGUGUAGAUAUCAAUACUCAGCAGAGCUUUGAAGCCUUAUCAGAAAGAGCUGUUGCUGUGGUGGUGGAUCCCAUUCAGAGUGUAAAAGGAAAGGUUGUUAUUGAUGCCUUCAGAUUGAUCAAUGCUAAUAUGAUGGUCUUGGGACAUGAACCAAGACAAACAACUUCAAAUCUGGGUCACUUAAACAAGCCAUCUAUCCAGGCACUGAUUCAUGGAUUAAACAGACAUUACUAUUCCAUCACCAUAAACUACAGGAAGAAUGAGCUAGAACAGAAGAUGUUGCUAAAUUUGCAUAAGAAGAGUUGGAUGGAAGGUUUGACACUUCAGGACUACAGUGAACAUUGCAAACUCAAUGAAACAGUAGUGAAGGAGAUGUUAGAAUUAGCGAAGAAUUAUAACAAGGCUGUUGAAGAAGAAGAUAAGAUGACACCUGAACAGCUGGCAAUAAAAAAUGUUGGCAAGCAGGACCCCAAACGUCAUUUAGAAGAGCAUGUGGAUGUGCUGAUGACCUCAAACAUUGUCCAGUGUUUAGCUGCUAUGUUGGAUACAGUUGUAUUUAAAUAACCAAUUCACUGUUUGUGAUGCUUUCUGUGUAUAUUUGUUUAUUGUUUCUAAUACUCACAAAAAGGAGACUGUUGAGACUAUAUCUGAUUAAACAGAGACAUCUGACUUCAUUUGCAAUGUAAGUGCAGCACUAUAACACCUUUCAGUCUCUAAUUGUGCGGUUGCUUCAGUUUCUUUAUGUCAGGGUCUUUAUGGAUUCCAAAGCAUUCAAGAACACAAUGUGGGCAAAUAUGUAUUACGUUUUCAUUUAAUAUUUGGGGGAAAAAUCAGUAGUACAUAUAUAUUUUGAUUGUUGCAACAUAAUAAAAAUACAUUUACAAGCCUG